GUCCGUAGGAGCCGGUUGAGUAUCUGCGUUAUCUCCGCAUGUUUGACAAGAGAGGAAGUGUUUGACUGAUCUCUUUCUCCCUCCCUCCCUCUCUUCCCUGUAUCUAUUUCCACACACACACACACAAAAGAAAUAAAAAGUGGCGUCCUGUGAUUCGCGCGCGUUACACGUUGUUUACUUUUUCGUGCUCGCUUCCGCGCAUUUGUCUUUUUUUUUUUUUUUUUGUAUUCCUCCUCCUCCUCCAUAUGGGUGACCGUCGCGCUAUUGUGGAUAUAUAGAGGCAGAGACACACCAUGGAGGAGGACAUGAUGGAAGCGUGGUUGGACGACCACCUCGACUUCACGCACUCCUACUUUGUCCGGAAAGCGUCCAGGGACAUGGUGAAUGCCUGGUUUGCCGAACACGUCCACGCCAUCACGCCGUCCGCCUCCAAAGACAACCCGUCCUCCACGGAUCCCGCCGUCCUUAGAGUUUCGGACAAUUACUCUCCGGAGGCCAACGCCAACCAACCGCCCGGCGUUCCUGUUCGCAAAAUCUCCGCCUCCGAAUUCGACCGCCCUCUCCGGCCCAUCGUGGUGACGGACGAGGAGGGCUCGGUGACGUUUCUGAGCGACGCGGAGCACAAGAGCGUCCCCCGGCGGGGCUCCGGGAUGCCGGACGGGGACGCUGGCGGCGGAAGCGCCAAGGCGGGGAGCGGCGGCAGUAACCGGGGUGAUCGUUGCGCUCGACUACUGGAGCUGGUGAAGGACGUUUCGAGCCAUCUGGACGUGACAGCACUCUGCCACAAGAUCUUCCUUCACAUCAACGAGCUCAUUGCUGCCGACCGCUACUCACUAUUUCUGGUGGGCGAGGACAGCUCCAACACAAAGUUUCUGAUCAGCCGCCUCUUUGACGUGGCCGAGGGGUCCACGCUUGAGGAAUCAUCCAGCAGCAGCAUCCGACUGCAGUGGAACAAAGGCAUUGUGGGGCACGUGGCCGCCACGGGACAGCCGCUCAACAUCACCAACGCGUAUGAGGACCCUCGAUUCAACGCGGAAAUCGAUAUGAUCACAGGUUACAAGACGCAGAGUAUUUUGUGCCUUCCUAUCAAGAACCAUCAAGACGAGGUUGUCGGAGUGGCUCAAGCUAUCAAUAAGAAAAAUGGCAAAGAUGGAGCCUUCACCCAACAGGAUGAAAAGGACUUCUCAGCCUAUUUGGCAUUUUCAGGCAUCGUUUUGCACAACGCGCAGCUGUACGAGACGUCACAGUUGGAAACGCGACGUAAUCAGGUGCUGCUGGAACUGGCCAGUCUUAUUUUUGAGGAGCAGCAGUGUCUAGAGGUUUUACUGAGGAAGUUUGCCGGAACCAUCCUAUCCUUCAUGCAGGCCCAAGCUUGCACAGUCUUCAUUGCCGACAACGACUCCACGGAGAACCCAUUUUCCAGUGUCUUUCAUAUGGAAUAUGAGGAGCAAGGUGAAGGCUUUAAUUCCCCCAAAAGAGAAUCUUCUUGCGUCAACCAGAUCAACUACAUGUACGCUCAGUAUGUUAAAAACACCAUGCAGCCCCUCAACAUCGCUGAUGUCAGCAAAGAUCAACGGUUCCCUUUAACGUGUGAAAAGCAAUAUCUCACCAGGAAAGAUAUAACGAGUUUGCUCUGCACUCCGAUCAAGAAUGGCAAGAAGGACAAAGUCAUUGGUUGCUGCCAGUUAGUGAACAAGAUGGCCGAGACGUCGGGCACCAUAAAGCAGUUCAACAGGAACGACGAACAGUUCUUGGAGGCCUUUGCCAUUUUUUGCGGCCUUGCCAUCCAGAACACGCAGAUGUACGAGACCGUGGCCAGAGCCAUGGCCAAGCAGCAGGUCACUCUAGAGGUCCUUUCAUAUCAUGCUUCCGCUUCUGCAGAAGAGUCCCAGAGGCUCCAGGCAGCCUCAAUUCCGUCGGCCCAGUCGCUGCGACUCCUGGACUUCGGUUUCAGCGACUUUGACUUGUCGGACACGGAAACCACGUUGGGUACCGUGCGCAUGUUUGUCGACCUGGAUCUGGCGCACAACUUCCACAUGAAGCACACGAAUUUAUGCCAGUGGAUUUUGAGCGUGAAGAAGAACUACAGGAAGAACGUGGCCUAUCACAACUGGAGACACGCUUUCAACACUGCCCAGUGCAUGUUUGCCCUCCUUAAAUCAGGCCGCUUGCAGAAUCGCCUUCGGGAUUUAGAGGUUCUGGCUCUGAUGAUCGCUACGCUCUGCCAUGAUUUGGACCACAGAGGAGUCAACAACUCCUACAUACAAAGGAGUGAGCACCCACUGGCACAGCUUUACUGCCACUCCACCAUGGAGCACCACCAUUUGGACCAGUGCCUGAUGAUCCUCAACAGUCCAGGCAACCAGAUCCUGAGUGGCCUCUCCGUGGAUGAGUACAAAUGCACUCUAAAGAUGAUUGAGAGAGCUAUUUUAUCCACCGAUCUGGCCUUGUAUAUUAAGAGACGUGAGGAGUUCUUUGAGCUCACGCACAACGGACAGUUUGUUUGGGAAAAUGAACACCAUAGAGACUUACUUAGGUCAAUGCUGAUGACUGCUUGUGAUAUAUCAGCAAUCACAAAGCCCUGGCCAGUGCAAAAGAGGAUCGCAGAGCUGGUGGCGACUGAGUUCUUUGAACAAGGGGACAAGGAGAGACUCGAAUUGAACAUUGAGCCCAGUGACUUGAUGAAUCGAGAGAAGCGAGAUAAGAUUCCGAGCAUGCAAGUCUCCUUCAUUGACGCCAUCUGCACGCAGUUGUACGAGACUUUGGCAGGUAUGUCUGACUACUGUUCACCUUUGCUGGAGGGUUGCCGGACAAACCGUCAGCGUUGGAAGUGCUUGGCCGAGGAGUGCGAGAAAGGCCUGGUCAACAGUCUGGUGUGAAUGUCAACAACGCCCACCCGCCCGCCCCCCCAUGUGGCUUCCUCACAUUCUUCCCAUCUCACUCACUUGACUUACUUUUUUUUUCUAGGGUGAUGGGGGAAAACUUCAUUUCACGACACAUACCGUACAUUUAAUGCCUAGUUCCUUGUUUACUGCAUGUAUUUUCAAUCUUGAGAUUUGGGAAAGGUCCAUGGUUACCAUGGCGAUGGUCGGGUGUGUCAGUGGACCGUCUCAAACCACUUUCAAUUUGCGCACCAGUUUGUGUGCAGUGCUUCUCACAAACAUAAGUCAUUGGUCACUGUUGUCUUUUUAUUUAGUCAUUACAGUACAGAAUCUAUUUAUUAUUUUUGCACCGAGUGGCUUUAAACUCACAGAUUACAGAUAUGGACAAAAGUAAAUGUACAUUGGGAUGCAGAUUAUAUCUACACACUACAAGAGUGUCACGCUCACAAGUACAGUCAGCCUUGCGUAUUUAUUUGUUUAAUAUAUUUAUUAGCUAAAUGUAUAUUGUCUUUUUUAAAGCACUUUUCCAGAAGAAAUUUUGAAAUUGUUAUUUUUCAUACUAAUUAAAAAAAAAAACGUUUUUUUUUUUUCUCCACUGCCUUGUCAAGUCACAAAUGCAUUUUUUGGAAAUGUACACAGUGAUUGAAUUCAGAUUUUUGUAAUCGGUUACGAUAUAAUGUUUUGGACCUACCUCUCCGUCGACGUUGCCCCAUUAAAUAAAUUCUGUGAAACGUG
Messenger RNA from Syngnathus acus (greater pipefish), 3617 nucleotides. RefSeq names its product phosphodiesterase 5A, cGMP-specific, b (gene pde5ab). NCBI's taxonomy places the organism in Eukaryota, Metazoa, Chordata, Actinopteri, Syngnathiformes, Syngnathidae. Bases 294 to 2879 code for a protein of 861 amino acids. The transcript has 22 exons. The record is from RefSeq and is a predicted model, not a curated record. Gene Ontology annotation, molecular function: 3',5'-cyclic-GMP phosphodiesterase activity; protein binding. Gene Ontology annotation, biological process: signal transduction.